AUGAGAGAAGUGAUUAGUGUUAACGUUGGACAAGCUGGUUGUCAAAUUGGUAACUCCUGUUGGGAAUUAUAUUCUCAAGAACAUGGUAUCAGACCAGAUGGUUACCUCCAAGACGGUUUAGAUAGACCUAAGGGGGGAGAAGAAGGAUUUUCCACCUUCUUCAGUGAAACUGGCUCUGGUAAGUACGUACCAAGAGCCUUAUAUGUUGAUUUGGAACCAAAUGUGAUUGAUGAAGUCAGAACUGGUGCUUACAAGGAAUUAUUCCAUCCUGAGCAAUUAAUUGCAGGUAAGGAAGAUGCUGCUAAUAACUAUGCCAGAGGUCAUUACACUGUUGGUAGAGAAAUCUUAGAUGACGUCUUGGAUAGAAUUAGAAGAAUGGCAGAUCAGUGUGACGGUUUACAAGGUUUCCUCUUCACCCAUUCUUUAGGUGGUGGUACCGGUUCCGGUUUAGGAUCUUUAUUAUUGGAGCAAUUAUCCAUUGACUAUGGGAAGAAAUCUAAGUUGGAAUUCGCAGUAUACCCAGCUCCACAAUUAUCUACUUCGGUUGUUGAACCAUAUAACACCGUUUUGACCACUCACACAACUUUGGAACACGCUGAUUGUACUUUCAUGGUUGACAACGAAGCCAUCUAUGACAUGUGUAGAAGAAACUUGGACAUUGGUAGACCAAACUUCAAUACCUUAAAUUCAUUAAUUGCACAAGUUGUAUCAUCUGUUACCGCUUCCUUGAGGUUCGAUGGUUCAUUAAACGUUGAUUUGAACGAAUUCCAAACUAACUUGGUUCCAUACCCAAGAAUCCAUUUCCCACUUGUUUCAUACGCUCCAGUGUUCUCCAAGGAUAGAGCCAACCAUGAAGCUAACUCUGUUCUGGAAAUCACUGCUGCUUGUUUUGAGCCAGGUAACCAAAUGGUUAAGUGUGACCCAAGAGUUGGUAAGUAUAUGGCUACUUGUUUGUUAUACCGUGGUGAUGUAGUUAACAGAGACGUUUCCAACGCCGUUUCAUUAAUCAAGGCCAAGAAGACCGUUCAAUUGGUUGAUUGGUGUCCUACAGGUUUCAAGAUUGGUAUCUGUUACCAACCACCUACCCAAAUUAAGGGUAGCGAAUUAGCAGCUGCAAACAGAGCUGUUUGUAUGUUAUCCAAUACCACUGCCAUUGCUGAAGCAUGGAGAAGAAUUGACAGAAAAUUCGACUUGAUGUACUCCAAGAGAGCCUUCGUUCACUGGUACGUUGGAGAAGGUAUGGAAGAAGGUGAGUUCACUGAAGCAAGAGAAGAUUUGGCUGCUUUAGAAAGAGAUUACAUUGAAGUUGGCACUGAUUCAUUCCCAGAAGAAGAAGAAGAAUAUUAG
Molecule: messenger RNA, 1347 nt
Organism: Dujonia railenensis
Lineage: Eukaryota; Fungi; Ascomycota; Pichiomycetes; Serinales; Debaryomycetaceae
Source: the annotation of a GenBank genome assembly